Ophidiomyces ophidiicola is the source of this 192-nucleotide messenger RNA. RefSeq lists its product as uncharacterized. The transcript has 2 exons. NCBI's taxonomy places the organism in Eukaryota, Fungi, Ascomycota, Eurotiomycetes, Onygenales, Onygenaceae. The record is from RefSeq and is a predicted model, not a curated record. The coding region runs from base 1 to 192 and encodes 63 amino acids.
AUGGACGUCACGCACCACACCAAGAAGCAGAUGGAGAAGAACAACGUCAUGCUGUCGCGCGAGGGGGUCACCGUGGAGCUGAACCAGAUCCCCGAAGAGGAAUAUAAGGAUAAGACCCAGAGUGUGCUGGUCGAUAUCUGGAACCACAGCACCGUGCCGGCGCUCAAGUAUCGCUGGAGACGAGAGAAGUGA